Messenger RNA from Bufo bufo (common toad), 1675 nucleotides. It is a transcript of the gene CCDC15, whose product is annotated as coiled-coil domain containing 15. The transcript has 10 exons. The record is from RefSeq and is a predicted model, not a curated record. Lineage: Eukaryota; Metazoa; Chordata; Amphibia; Anura; Bufonidae. Gene Ontology annotation, cellular component: centrosome. Bases 6 to 1472 code for a protein of 488 amino acids.
GAAAGAUGGCGCCGCCUGUCCAGAGUAGUGUGAGGAGAACUGAAGACCCCGAGCCCGUCAGGCUGAAACCCAGCAGACUGGUGGUGAAUCAGGCGGUGCUUGCGGAGAGGAACCCCGGGAGAGUCGCGGCUGUAGGGGCCUGGAUAGAGUCGGGAGACCUGGGAGCUGAAGGCCGUGCAUGGGUCCCCGCUCAGCAAAUUGAAGAACAGCUAAUUCAGUAUCAGAAGGAAAAGGAGCAGAAGCUGGUUCGCUUUCAAGAGGAGGUGAAGCGUAGGGUUAAUCAGCAUGCCAAGCAGUGCAAGAGGCAUGAGAUCCAGAAAUCCUAUGAUGCGGUCACAAGAGAUGGGAUCAUCAUCAAACAGUCUUCUGAUGCCGCCAUGCGCUUUACACCAAAGAGGUACACCUGCACUUACCGCAAUAAACAAGUCGCCAUCUGCAGCCCUCGCAAACACUGGGUAUCAGCGCAGAAGAUUAGUGAUGACUCUGAGGAGGAUCUGGAGGAAGGAGAUGAAAACGGAAAUAAGUUAUUCUCACAGCAUGCUAAUGCGCUGAAGAAUACAAUGCGGCAGGUGCGUGGCAGACUGGCAGCUCUGAAGACGGUGGAGGCUGAAGAGUUAACCCUGCCGGGUGGCAUUUGGAAGGUUUCCCCCACUAGAGAUAAUCCAGUGUCCCGGAGAUCACCAGUGUUGCACAGCAUGGAUGCUGAGGAGGACAAGAUACCUUUGCAGGGACAUCAUGACCUCCCUAUGGAGCUGAUUGCUCAUGAAUCGCAGGGGCAGCUUACAGAUAAAGAAAACGCCUUGCCAUCUGGAAAACAUGUGUGUAAUCGAUUAAUGAAGGAGUCUUAUCCCGCUGGGCCGGCACCAGCCUAUAAUACAGAUUACCGCGCCGCUCUUGUACUUCGCCCAGGUGUAGAUGAGGAAGAGGAACGAAAACAAAGGCAAAACCAGUACCUCAUGUACAGAAGACUUUUUAUGGACAUAGAACGGGAGCAGGUGAAAGAAACCCGUAGGCAGAAGGAACACGAGAGGAAAAUAUCCAAAAUUAAGAGAGAAAGGGAAACUGAGCGUCUAAUGGAGGAACGACGACUGCGCUUAUCUGGUCAUCCCAGUAUCCCGAGACUAUCAUGUGAGCUCGAGGAGACUCUGAAAGGAGCGAUCACUGAAGAGCAAAGGGAGAAGGCUCAGAAAACCAAACAAUCCAAGCGCUAUGUAGAAGCUUUACGAGCCCAGAUGAAAGACAAGAUGUUGUUACACAACAUUGCUUUACCUCCUCUGUGCUGCUGUGGUACAGACUUCUGGGACUCUCACCCAGACACCUGUGCAAACAACUGCAUUUUCUAUAAUAACCCUAAAGCGUACACUCGUGCCCUGCAGUCUGUACUCCUGUCUCGUGAUAUGUGGGAUGGAUCCGUUGGCACCAGAUUCUCCGCCUGCAAUAUCCGUUUUGCAGAACCACGAGCUGUAAGAUAAUGGAGACCUCAUUCCUAAAUGCAAGGGUUUGAAGUUUACAAGUAUCUCACUUAACGUAGGAGGACAAUGAGUUAUUUAUAUUAUGUGUUGAACCCAUUCCCUCCAGCUCUAGGGACUUGCACAUGUGGGUGAAUGUUCACGCCAAGUGACGUAUGUACCACUUUCAUUAGCUUCUGAUUACUGCAGGGAGUAGCCUGUGACGU